Oldenlandia corymbosa var. corymbosa is the source of this 327-nucleotide messenger RNA. The record is from the annotation of a GenBank genome assembly. NCBI's taxonomy places the organism in Eukaryota, Viridiplantae, Streptophyta, Magnoliopsida, Gentianales, Rubiaceae.
AUGGGUAUCCGAUUGCCAUCUCUGAUAUUUUCCAAUAACGCAAGGCAAUUCCACAGGCUGCAAUCAGCUGCGAGUAGAAAACACCAUAUGAAUCAAACAGAGGAUCAUGUGGUUCCAAAAGGCCAUUUCGCGGUUUACGUUGGAGAAGACAAGAAGCGGUUUGUGCUGCCGAUUGCAUACUUGAAUCAUCCCACAUUUCAAGAUUUGUUGCGAAAAUGGGAGGAUGAGUUUGGGUUUGAUCAUCCUAUGGGUGGCUUAACCAUUCCAUGCCAUGAGGAUGCUUUUGUUUCAAUCAUGACUUCUCGACUUCAGUUGCAGUUGCUCUAG